Molecule: messenger RNA, 917 nt
Organism: Suillus subalutaceus
Lineage: Eukaryota; Fungi; Basidiomycota; Agaricomycetes; Boletales; Suillaceae
Exons: 5
Coding region: 267-917 (216 amino acids)
Source: RefSeq, a predicted model, not a curated record
GAACUCGGGCGAUCGAUCGAUCUCCCAGAUCAAGGUUCAAGUUUCCUUUUAUGUAAGGUCGUCCUUUCCCUGAACAUAGUAGUCACCGAUGUGCAUCAUGUCGUUACCACUUUCUAAACAACACCAUGCUGUCCCUUGGCAGUGUUCCGAGCUUUGCGUCUAUCCUACCUGCUGUCCGCACAUAUUAAAAUCGUGGAGCACAUAUUCUCUGACAUCUGUAGGCCCUAUAUAUCACAUUGCUCUCAUUUCUCUUAUACAGUAUAAUCAUGCCAGACCAACUCGUGGUCAACCAAGAAGUCUUCGACGAUGGCGUUUGUGGCACAUACGCCAACCCGUCCAGUAGUCUUCCCUGCAUCAAUGGUGACAUGACGUCUCCUUCAAAUCCGCGGAGCUCAACAACAUACCCCAAUCAUGGGCUCGCGGUGCCCCAUCCGACAAUGUCAAGCCUCAAUCAUGGUGGUCAGCCCGCCUCCUUAUCUGGCCCACCGACGUCGGACGUUCCAUCGAGCAGCACUAGAUAUGCCUGCUACGACUCCACACAGGAACAAUGUUUAACACAAUCCGUUUCCGGAUUUGAACCUCCUUCGUAUUGUGGCUCCUGGCGCGACCCAUCAACACUUCACAAUUACAGCUAUCAGCACGACCCCGUGUUAGAAGGCACCCGGGCCUGUGCUCCUGCAAUGGGGCACGACAACUGGCCUUCACACACAUUCCAAAUGCAUUAUCCAGUUGUCUACCCUGAAAUUCCUACCUCUGAUUUUCGGCUGUAUAACGAGCCGUCGCAUCAAUGGCAAAGUUUACCUCAGCCAGGCCCUCUAAAUGGGCCCCUCCCUCCGAUGACACCUCCGCCUUUAGCGGCGGAAGAUUUGCAAAUGGGAUUUUCAUCACAGGCCCCCAUAUUCGACCCCACUUCGUAA